AUGGACAUCGACAGGAUGAAGCGCAAAAGGGCCGUGGUGCGAACGUCAACAACAAAGCUGCUCAAUGACAUCGCUACCAUGGAGGACGACGCGUCACUCGGUGAGCUUGAAGAAAAGAUCAACCUUCUCACCCUUAAGGAAGACUCACUCAAAGAGCUAGAUCGGGAAAUUGAGAUUGGCGUAGAAGAUGAUGCAUUAGAAGAGGAAAUUGCAUGCUCCGAGAACUACAAAGAAAAGAUCAACGUAGCAAGGACUAAAGUACAGCUCAUGCUACGUGAGCUUAGCUGCACUAACGCCGCAUCAGUGAGCGCUUCGCUAGAUCGCACCUCAAGUUCCUCAGAUCAAAGAGAAUCUAGCCGUAACAUCCCGCAAGUAACCCCCACAGUAAAGCUGCCAAAACUAGAGAUAGCAAAGUUCAACGGCGAGCUUCGACAGUGGCAAGGCUUUUGGAGUCAGUUCGACACGACAAUAAACGCUAACCACCACCUGUCAAACGUGGACAAGUUCAAGUACCUGAACAGUUACUUAACAGGAAAAGCAGCGGCUGCUGUUGCGGGUCUUGAUUUGUCCGACGGAAACUACGAAGUUGCUCUCUCGCUGUUAAAGGAAAGGUUCGGUCGUAAAGAAGCCAUAAUCGAGGAUCACAUGUCCAGACUGCUCAAUAUCAAGUCAGUGCGUGACUCGCGGAACCUCAGCCAACUUCGGAGCCUCGUUGACGAAGUAGAGAGAGGUGUACGGAGCCUCACUUCUCUUGGCGUCGGUGUCAGCACGUACGGAGCUCUGCUCCUGACAGUAGUAAAGAAGGCGGUGCCUGCGGACCUUCAUCUCGAAUACUGUCGACGAAAGGGCGCUACUACAGGAGGCAGUGAACUGGAGGCAUUUGCGCAUUUUUUGAGAGUCGAGGUAGAGGCACGGGAGAUUAUACAGCGGGCCGAAACACCAAGGGGCAUGUGUGUAGAAUCGUCUGUCGAAAACCGUAACAGCACCUUUAAAGCGGCGAGAAUGUCUUCAGCCGCUGCACUGCAUACCAUGACCAAGGAGAGAAAAGGGUGUCUGUUUUGUUCGUCAGGGUGCCACGAAAGCGGUGACUGCGAUGCAGAGAUGUCGGCAGCUGAUAAAAGAGAGAUGCUGAAGCGUGAGAAUAGAUGUUUCCGCUGCACAGUAAAGGGGCACACGUCAAGAGAGUGCCGUAAGGCCAAAUGGCUCAGGUGUGCCAACUGUAGCGGAAAACACCUCACGGCUAUGUGUGAUCCUGAUUUCAGAGAAUACCGUGGCAGUGGUGAACAGAAUGCAUCCUCUCCACCAGCGACAGGACAAGCCACAGUGCUAAAGUCUUCUCUAGGCUAA
Molecule: messenger RNA, 1347 nt
Organism: Rhipicephalus microplus (southern cattle tick)
Lineage: Eukaryota; Metazoa; Arthropoda; Arachnida; Ixodida; Ixodidae
Source: RefSeq, a predicted model, not a curated record